UCAACCGAAGCAUUGAUGCAAUUAUAAUUGCAUGAAAAAGGAAUAAUCUAAUUUUUCCAUCAUAUUAAAUUAUACUAAUACUAAUACUAAUACUAAUCUCUCUAUAAUUCCACUCCUCAAUCUCAAUAUUCAUUUCACCUCUUGCAUCUGGAGUCUCUCUUUCCUGCGUGAUCGCUGAUUGAAUUGUUUCAGUUUUGCGGUUUCGAGGCGUUUGAUCUAGGUUUUGAGUACGAUAUUCUCACAUCACAUAUGAGUUUUCAGGAUAUCGAAGCGGGUAAGGCAGCCGCCGGGCCUCGGAGGGGGCUUGGGCGGCAGGAUUCCACGCAGGCGGUGGCGUCUGGGAUUUUUCAGAUCAACACAGCAGUGUCCACCUUCCAGCGCCUCGUUAACGCCAUCGGCACCCCCAAGGACACGCCGGAGCUCCGUGAAAAACUUCAUAAAACUCGGAUGCACAUUGGACAGCUGGUAAAAGAUACUUCAGCUAAACUUAAGCAAGCUAGUGAAACCGAUCAUCGUGCUGAUGUCAGUCAAAGUAAGAAAAUCACAGAUGCUAAACUUGCGAAAGACUUUCAAGCCGUUCUAAAGGAGUUUCAGAAGGCUCAGCGGCUUUCAGCUGAGAGGGAGACAUCAUAUACUCCUUUUGUUUCCCAAGCAGUGCUUCCUUCUAGCUAUACCGCAAGCGAGAUAGAUGGAAGUGCAGACAAGACCCCAGAACAACGAGCUUUUCUUGUGGAAUCUAGAAGACAGGAGGUUGUGCUAUUGGAUAAUGAGAUUGCUUUUAAUGAGGCCAUUAUAGAGGAGCGAGAUCAGGGUAUACAAGAAAUACAGAAUCAAAUUGGUGAAGUAAAUGAGAUUUUCAAGGACCUUGCUGUACUUGUUCACGAACAAGGGACAAUGAUUGAUGAUAUUGGCUCCAACAUUGAGGGUUCACAUGCUGCAACUGCUCAGGCCAAAUCACAACUUAUCAAAGCAGCUAAGACCCAACGGUCGAAUUCAUCACUGGCUUGCUUGUUGCUCGUGAUUUUUGGAAUCGUGCUUCUCAUAGUAAUUAUAGUACUUGCUGUCUGAUCAGAAGCUGAAAGACCAGAGAGCAUGAAAGUGAGGAAGGAUGUGAGCUUCACAUUUAAUUAGCUUCCAUCUUCUGAUUUUGAUGGUUUUAUGGUGUGCUUCACUGUCAUGAGAUUCUCUGUAUUACUCGUCUUACAAAGCUUCUUACUGUACUUAGCUGAUAUACAUUUCAGCAACUACAAUGAACACUAAUAAUAAUUAUUAAUAAUAAUAAUUCUAUUAUUAUUAUGUUCA
Molecule: messenger RNA, 1302 nt
Organism: Salvia splendens (bonfire salvia)
Lineage: Eukaryota; Viridiplantae; Streptophyta; Magnoliopsida; Lamiales; Lamiaceae
Product: syntaxin-22
Exons: 8
Coding region: 250-1068 (272 amino acids)
Biological process (GO): vesicle-mediated transport; intracellular protein transport; vesicle fusion
Cellular component (GO): membrane; endomembrane system; SNARE complex
Molecular function (GO): SNARE binding; SNAP receptor activity
Source: RefSeq, a predicted model, not a curated record